UUAUUUCUACCCUCAAAAACCCUUGUCAACCUGUUAACCAUGGCUUGACCAUAAUUCGAGACUUAUCCACUAAAUCAGGAUUUAUGAUGCCAACACCCAAUAAUCGCAUGAAAAAUUGGAUAGCUCUAGGUGGAGCUGUAAUAACUUUUUUAUUUUUUCAACCUAUCAUGCAUUUCCUGAUAAGUGGAGCCCUUGGUUUUGGAGCUUAUAAACUUAUAAAAAGAACCUUGAAUCAUAUUUGGCCACCCAUACAGCCAUUUUACCCACCAACGAUAUCGAUGCAUGAACCAUUGAACCAAGUAGAAAAAACAUUUUGGAGACAUAUGUUUCCAUCCAUUCUUGAAAUUACUAGUGAAAUGAGACGCUCACGAAAAGUAACUGAGGAGAUAUAUUCGUCUUCAAUUGAAAAGAUUCAAGCAGCUUAUAAUAACAAUAGAGAUAUUAGAUUUUUAUUUGGAGAAUAUGAUUCUUCAAUGAUUAAAUUUUCAGAACCGCAAACUGUUAUUUCAGAAUCUUUGACUGUUUCGGAUUCUC
This is a messenger RNA of Racocetra persica, 534 nucleotides long. The record is from the annotation of a GenBank genome assembly. NCBI's taxonomy places the organism in Eukaryota, Fungi, Glomeromycota, Glomeromycetes, Diversisporales, Gigasporaceae.